Molecule: messenger RNA, 954 nt
Organism: Castor canadensis (American beaver)
Lineage: Eukaryota; Metazoa; Chordata; Mammalia; Rodentia; Castoridae
Gene: Dppa2
Product: developmental pluripotency associated 2
Biological process (GO): system development
Cellular component (GO): nucleus
Molecular function (GO): chromatin binding
Source: RefSeq, a predicted model, not a curated record
AUGUCAGAUUCCCACAGUGUCGGCGAGGAGAACAAUUCAGUUGUGGAAGGGUUAGAAGAGGAAAAUGUGGUUUUUACACUUGUUCCAGUCAUAGAGGAGCUGAACCAAGAACAUCUAAUGGAACCCAGUGUUUCUUCAUCAGCAGAUAUCAAACAUGCAGGUAUCGAGCCUAAAAAGGCUGGGAAAAGCAAUAAAGUUUACUUUCCAGAAACAAAUAAACAAUUCAAAGCAUGCCCCAAACCUCAGAAUAAUAAACCAUUCCUUCCCCUGCCGACUAUUUUGCCUCCAAUUAAUGAGGUGUCUCGGAACACUCUGAGGAACUGGUGCCAGCAAUUUAACUUGAGUACCGAUGGCCAGAAAAUAGAGGUUUACGUGAGACUCCAGAAACAUGCAUAUCCUGAACAGAAAUAUGAUAUUCCUCAAACAUCACUGGAAGCCAGAUUGCACCCUGGUACAAGGAAACGCAAGGGAAUACAGCUUCAGAAAACUAGGAGAGAGACGUCUAAGAGAAAGGAGACUAACACAGUUGAAGUGAUCACUUCCGCUCAGGAGUCCAUGUUGGCAUCUUGGGCGAGAAUUGCUGCAAGAGCUACCCAGCCCCAGGUUAUGGAUUUUCAUUUCUCUCCUACUUCCAUGGAGGCCUUUUUGCUCCAAGCCUCUGGUGUCAGGUGGUGUGUGGUCCAUGGCAGACUUCUCUCUGCAGAUGUAGCAGGGUGGGUUCGUCUGCAGUUUCAUGCAGGGCAGACUUGGGUUCCUGACACACACAAGACAAUGAUUUCUCUCUUCCUAUUACCAGCCUGUGUUUUUCCAUCCCUGGCAUUCGAAGAUAAUAUGUUGUGCCCUCAAUGUGUUAUAAGGAAUAAGAAGAUUAUGAAAAAAUUAAUUGUAAAGGAAAAGAAAAAACAACACAUUGUAGAAGACCAGAAUAUGUCAUUCCAAAAUAUGCCACCUUAA